Messenger RNA from Prorocentrum cordatum, 1530 nucleotides. The record is from the annotation of a GenBank genome assembly. Lineage: Eukaryota; Dinophyceae; Prorocentrales; Prorocentraceae.
AUGGCGGAGGAGGACAGGGAGCUGUUCCAGGAGGCCAUCAGUGGUUUCGAGGUAUUUGUCUUCGGCCGGCUGCUGCCUUGGGGAGAGUUUUGCCGCGAUUUGCGUGCUUGGUUGCUGGAUACUGGUCAGGUCCCCGUUGAGGGAAAACUCGAGAGCAGCCCCCGCGAGAGAGAGUUGAGCAGGCGGCUCAGUCUGGCGAAGCGGGAGUACUUGGCAGGUGAUAUGGCGGAGGAGGACAGGGAGCUGUUCCAGGAGGCCAUCAGUGGUUUCGAGCUCUUGGUGGACGGCCGGCUGCUGCCGUGGGGGAAGUUUUGCCGCGAGUUGCGUGCUUGGUUGCUGCAUGCUGGUCAGGUCCCCGUUGAGGGAAAACUCGAGAACAGCCCCGGCGAGAGAGAGUUGAGCAGGCGGCUGAGUCUGGCGAAGCGGGAGUACUUGGCAGGUGAUAUGGCGGAGGAGGACAGGGAGCUGUUCCAGGAGGCCAUCAGUGGUUUCGAGGUCUUGGUCUUCGGCCGGCUGCUGCCUUUGGGAGAGUUUUGCCGCGAGUUGCGUGCCUGGUUGGUGAGAAGCGGUAAGCCUCCUCUUGCAGGUGUGCUCGCGAAUGACCAAUUCGAGAGAGAGUUGGGCAGGCGGCUGAGUCUGGCGAAGCGGGAGUACUUGGCAGGUGAUAUGGCGGAGGAGGACAGGGAGCUGUUCCAGGAGGCCAUCAGUGGUUUCGAGCUCUUGGUGGACGGCCGGCUGCUGCCUUGGGGAGAGUUUUGCCGCGAGUUGCGUGCUUGGUUGCUGGAUGCUGGUCAGGUCCCCGUUCAGGGAGAACUCGCGAGCAGCCCCCGCGAGAGAGGGUUGAGCAGGCGGCUGAGUCUGGCGAAGCGGGAGUACUUGGCUGGUGAUAUGGUGGAGGAGGACAGGGAGCUGUUCCAGGAGGCCAUCAGUGGUUUCGAGGUCUUGGUCUUCGGCCCGCUGCUGCCGUGGGGAGAGUUUUGCCGCGAGUUGCGUGCCUGGUUGCAGGAUACUGGUCAGGUCCCCGUUCAGGGAAAACUCGCGAGCAGCCCCCGCGAGAGAGGGUUGAGCAGGCGGCUGAGUCUGGCGAAGCGGGAGUACUUGGCAGGUGAUAUGGCGGAGGAGGACAGGGAGCUGUUCCAGGAGGACAGGGAGCUGUUCCAGGAGGCCAUCAGUGGUUUCGAGGUCUUGGUCUUCGGCCCGCUGCUGCCGUGGGGAGAGUUUUGCCGCGAGUUGCGUGCCUGGUUGCUGGAUGCUGGUCAGGUCCCCGUUCAGGGAAAACUCGCGAGCAGCCCCCGCGAGAGAGAGUUGAGCAGGCGGCUGAGGCUGGCGAAGCGGGAUACUUGGCAGGUGAUAUGGCGGAGGAGGACAGGGAGCUGUUCCAGGAGGCCAUCAGUGGUUUCGAGGUCUUGGUCUUCGGCCGGCUGCUGCCGUGGGGAGAGUUUUGCCGCGAGUUGCGUGCCUGGUUGCUGGAUACUGGUCAGGUCCCCGUUCAGGGAGAACUCGCGAGCAGCCCCCGCGAGAGAGAGUUGA